Epinephelus fuscoguttatus (brown-marbled grouper) is the source of this 804-nucleotide messenger RNA. RefSeq lists its product as uncharacterized. Gene Ontology annotation, biological process: defense response to bacterium. The record is from RefSeq and is a predicted model, not a curated record. NCBI's taxonomy places the organism in Eukaryota, Metazoa, Chordata, Actinopteri, Perciformes, Serranidae. The transcript is spliced from 10 exons. The coding region runs from base 117 to 749 and encodes 210 amino acids.
AUAUAGAGAAGUGUAUCAGUCUACCAGUAGACACAGAUAUAUUAGAUAACCUGUGAAUCUCUCACUACUCUGUUUGAGAGCAGCCUUUUGCCUUUGACUCUGAGUCAGUGGAAAGGAUGAAGUGUACUGUGGUCUUUCUUGUGCUGUCCAUGGUCGUAUUCAUGGCUGAACCUGGAGAGUGUAUCUUUGGAUUGCUUCUCCACGGAGCCAUUCACGUUGGCAAACUGAUCCAUGGGCUCGUUAGGCGCCAUGGGGAAGAGCAGCUGGAUGACCUAGAGCAGCUGGACAAACGUGCACUUGAUUAUAACCCUGGGCGGCCUGGUUUUGAGAUGAGGUGCAUCACCCUCUUUCUUGUGUUGUCGCUGGUGGCCCUCAUGGCUGAACCCGGGGAGGGUUUUAUCUUCCACAUCAUCAAAGGACUCUUUCACGACUUGUCAACAGGAGACGACAUGGCAUGGAAGAGCUGCAAGACCUGGACCAACGUGCCUUUGAACGAGAGAAAGCUUUUGCCUGAGUCUACGAUGGUCCAUGUCACUGGAAAGAGGAUGAGGUGCAUCACCCUCUUUCUUGUGUUGUCACUGGUGGUCCUCAUGGCUGAACCCGGGGAGGGUUUUAUCUUCCACAUCAUCAAAGGACUCGUUCACGCUGGCAAGAUGAUCCAUGGACUUGUCAACAGGAGACGACAUGGCAUGGAAGAGCUGCAAGACCUGGACCAACGUACCUUUGAACGAGAGAAAGCUUUUGCCUGAGUCUAUGAUGGUCCAUGUGAACGAGCCACUCUUUGCUUCAGAUGGGGAAAAUAUA